Monodelphis domestica (gray short-tailed opossum) is the source of this 7341-nucleotide messenger RNA. It is a transcript of the gene BTK, whose product is annotated as Bruton tyrosine kinase. Gene Ontology annotation, biological process: protein phosphorylation; intracellular signal transduction. Lineage: Eukaryota; Metazoa; Chordata; Mammalia; Didelphimorphia; Didelphidae. The record is from RefSeq and is a predicted model, not a curated record. Gene Ontology annotation, molecular function: protein binding; ATP binding; protein tyrosine kinase activity.
UCCCCAUUCCCCUACCCUGACCCUGAACUCUCUGGACCAAGGUUUUUACCUCGUUUAGCUAAGACAAGAUACCUAGGAAAUGAUGCUUUUGUAUGACUUCUCUAAGGGCCCUCCCAGCUCCAAACCUAAGAUCAACUCCUUCCUAUGACAGGUGAGUGAUCUGAGACUCAGAAAAAGAAAAGCCAAAGUCACAGAGAAAGGGCAGGCCUGGAAUCUGAACCCAGGGCCUGGGACAUCCCUUCUUUUACAGUGGAGGAUACUACUUCAAAACUCCUUGCCAAGGAAACCUGUGCCUCAAACCAUAGUUUAAGGGUCUUCUUGCCCCUUUGGUAAAAGUAUUGAAGUGGUUUGCCAUUUCCUUCUCCAGUUCAGCUGACACAUGAGGAAACUUGAGUUAAGCCCAGAUUUACACAGCUAGGAAGUACCUGAGGCUGGAUUUGAACUCAGGACUUCCUGACUCCAGGCCCCAAACUGUAUUAUUCUGAGAGUCACCUAGCUACCCUUCCAGCAAAUUAUCAUUGCUACUGUAACAUACAUUGUUUAUCCCUCACUCAAGGCCUUUCCACUUUACUGGGGCUUGUCAGGGUUUAACAGAGGCCUAUCCUUGGCAUGAUGAUGUAUCAAGAUCCAUUGAGGCAUGGGGGCUACAUGUAGAGCUGGAAGGGGCCCUAGAGGUCAUCCAGUCAAAACUCUACAGAAAAGGAAUCUGAGACCCAGAGAGGUCAAAAAACACUUGCCCAAGGCCACCCAAACAGGAAGUUGCAGACUUAGGAGUUGAACUUAGACUCCAAUUCCAGUUUUCUUUCCAGUGGGGUAGGGGAUGAUUACUAUUUAUGAAUUGUUCUUAAGUGCAAAAUGCCAUGUUGAGCCAAACCAAAUGAGUGAAUAUCUGAGCACUUUGGGCAAUGAGUAUAUGAAGUCAGAGGCCUCGGGAUCAUGCCUUGGGUAUGAGUGCUUGCCAAACCCUUUUCUGGGCUCCAAGAAGCUACAGCAUCUGCAGUGGUUUUAUCUUGGUAAAACCAUCUUGGCAGAUGGCUAAACCAGAUUAAGGGUAACCGACAGGCCUCAAACCCAUUGGUGAAUUAAGGGGACGUCUACCCCAAGCAUGUGAAGACAUUCCCUAGCGGAAGGGGCGGAUAUGAACAAUUUCUUCCAUGGCCAUGAAAGUGGUCAAAAUGAGGCUGAAGCAGGAGCUGUGUAGCAUUUAAGAGCUUGGUCAGACAUCAAAGACACCAAAGACAUCCACUGCAUCUUGGGCCAUCGCCUGUCAUCCUGAAUUUUGUCUUGCUAUUGGACUUUGAUGACUCUGGAAGAGAGAGGCUGAUGACUUUGUGCAGCUUGAAACAACAACAACCCACUUACUGCUUCCAUGACCUUGGGUGAAUCACCUCUAGACCUCAGUUUCUCUAUCGGUAAAAUGAAGGGGUCAAAUUAUAUGAUUACCCAGGUCAGUCCCAGCACUAAAUCCUAUGUUCCCUGGGACUGCAGAUUACGGGCCCCACAAGGAGUGGCCCUCCGCCUCCACGGUCCAGUACAGAAAGAUCUGAAGGCCACAAGAAGAUAAACAAGUCAGGUCACUUGCUGAAAUAUUGAAAGGAUAAUAGCAACCCCUGUGACAGUCAUACCCAUUUCAUUCCUUCAUAGCCUUUUGGCUAAAUACCAGAAUGUAUGAAACUGCUUGUACUUGAAGGUCUCUGAAAUUGUGGAUCAUCUCUGAGCCAAAAAUCACAUCAUCCCAGAGACAGUCAGUCACCUUCUACCUCUCCCACCCCCCAAUCUCCGGGUAAAGCCAAAGGCCAAACCAAGAAAAUAUUUCUGGGAGCCAGACGUGCACCCUUGGCUUCCAUUGAGUUUCUGCUCUCAUGUUGUGGCUGGUUCAAGGAAAACAUGUUUUGAAUCGAACAGUACAAAAGGCAAAAACUUCUCUGUCAACAUGCCUGGAAAACCCAGACCAUGGAAGGAAUCCAUCUACUACUCUGGGCCUUGGAACUAAACAUUAAAAUGCAAACUUCUCCAAACCUCUAUCUGAUCAGAUGCAUCAUUGCUGAGAUAAGUGUUUUGCUUAUAGGGUUUGACACUGCAGGAUCAAGGGACGCAAGUGUGGAGCUCUCCAUAACAGUGGGUGUGUCACAAUCUAGAAUGAUAGUAUUUGAGAGGCAGCCUGUCCCAGUGAAUAGAGUACAAGACUAGGACUUGGGAAUUCUUCUGCUGUUUACUGGCUAUGUGGCCAGUUUCCCCAACUAUAAAAUGAGUAUAAUAACUAUGGUCCCUACAAUGAGGGGGCAGCUAGGCAGCAUAGUGAAUAGAGUGCCAGGCUCGGAAUCAGGAAGACCUGAAUUCAAAUCCAGCCUCAGAUGUUCUAGCUAUAUGACCCUGGACAAGUCACUUAACCCUGUUUGCCUUAGUUUCCUCAUCUAUAAAAUAAUCUGGAGAAAUGGCAAACCACUCCUGCCUGUACCUUUGCUGAUUGGACACAACUGAAAAGAAUAAACCACAAAAAUUACAAUGACUCUUUACAAACUUUAAAGCACCAUAUAAACGUCACUUAUUCUUAUUUAUCCACCUGCCUUGAGCAAAUGUGAGAAUUAACUAGGCCAAUACUUAGCCUAUGAAAAGGCGUUUAGAAAAUAUGUACCCAGUUAGGACAACUUCAUUGUCUGGAGAAUUUUGACAGGCAUAUGAAGGCUUCAGAGACUUGGCAAGAACUAAGGCAGGCCCAAGAGUCAGUCAGUCAGUCAAUAGAUACUAGAACUCUGACCAGUGCAAUGACCGAUCUUGGCUCCUGAGGACUAAGGUUUGCUUGUUCUGAGCCUCACAAUAGUCCUGGAAGGUAGAGAAGAGGAAACUGAAGUGACUUGCUAAGGAGCAUCUGAUUAGUAAGUGUCUCAGGCAGGAUUGGAAGCCAGUGAAAUAGACUUCUAUCUCUUUGCAGAGGCAGCUGUGGCUUAGUGGAUAGAAUGACUAAAAAGAUCCACUGGAGACGGAAAUGGCAAACCACUCCAGUAUCCUUGCCAAGAAAAGCCCAUGCUCCAGGGAGUCAGACACCACAGAAUAACAACUUAUUUGCAGAGAGGUGGUGGAUUAUGAGUCAAAUGAAACAUAUGUUGUCAAACACGGUCUGAUGUUUGUUUAUUUUGCUCCAAUGUGCAAGAGAGAGUUGGGAGCUUUGUUUAGGCACGGUGACAGCAAUGUAAAUAAAAGCAUCAAUAAGACAUUUAAGGCUUGGAGACGAGAGGACCUGGGUACAAAUGUGCCUUCAGAUACUUCCUAGUUGUGUGGGUCUGGGCAAGUCACUUAACCCUAACUGUUCAGCCCCUGCGCUUAGAAUUGCUGUCUUACAAUUGACACUAAGAUAGAAGGUGAGGGUUAAAAAAAAAGACUUUUAAACACUUUAAAUAAUCUUAAUAAUGGAACCUGUGAUAUUCUUCUGCAUCAAGGACCAGAGACUGAGUGCAGGCUACUAAGAGUAUGCUUAUGCUGGUAGAGUAUGUUUGGCAAGCAUUUUGGUGCAAUGCUCAAAGCUUGAGGCCUUCACCAUCUGCUGCCCCAAAUGCUGCAGUUCUUGAGAGAGCACAUGCCAAAACAAAUGGAAUUUCCUGGGAGAAUCUGGAGGAGAAAUGUGCUUCCUGGGAUGACCAAAGAAAGACGCCUCUUUUUCCCUCUAAGGAGUCAAACUGGCAGGCCAGAGGCAGCAGAUGUGGCUCAGCUCCAGAGCCCAUUGGCAUAAUCCCCAGGCUUGAAAUGAUAUACCUUCCUCCUGCAGAACCCAGAGGAGAUAUGCUCUCCAGGAUUAGAGUCUAGACAGUUAAAGAGAUGGCCUCCUAGUAAGGAUCUUAAAUGGAGAAACAUCACCAUCCCUGGGAAAUAGGGAAGGGCCCAAGUUUGGAUUUUGGCCCAGGUUCUGACAUUUUUAUCUUUAGUGCAAAAAAAAAAAAUUCUUUCUUAGAAAAUGACUCAACAGAGGAAGUCUUUCUAUCUCUAGCUCUGUCAUUCUCUGUAAACUGGGGUUCUAUGGAGAAACUGUCCCCUUUGCCCCACCCCUCGCUUUAGCUUCAAUCCAGUUGUCUUAACUUUCAGGGCCCUCAGCCUCACCUCACCAGAACAAAGGCCAUUAAGGCAACUCUUCUUCAGCAAGGCCUUGACUUGUCUCUCCUUCUCCCUGCCAUUCCCCCCAUUUCUGCAUUUCAUUAAUAGCUCUGACUGUAGCAUGUCAGUUGUUUUUUCAAGUUUCCUGCGGACAUGUAACUUUGCCAUCAGUUUUGAUGUGGAAACGUUAUGAUAGAGAAAUGUUGUUGGACAAUGGUAGUGAAGAGUUGACUAUGUAGAGGGUUCCAAAAAGAAUUUCUCUUUCCUCUCCCUUUCUGCUCCUUGUCCUACCCAUGUGUGCAAUCCUUAAGCUAAGGCUGGCCUCCACCUUCAUGGCCUGGCUGCCUGGGCUAGGCCAUAUGGCUUGAGGAUCAGUGACAUCAAAGUGGAUGGAAGAAGGCUUUUUCUGAGCCCGACUCAUGGUGGCAGUGUUGGGGGUUCCAAGCAGAUGGAGGGGGAAAUAAGAUACCAUGCCUCUGAGAAGGGAGAAAAAAAAGACAUUGGUUUAAGUCAGGAAACAAAAAAAGGGGAACUGAGUGGCUGUGGAAGGGUGGGGUUUGCUCACACUGUCCUUCCUCUCUGGACUGUAAGAAUAUGUCUCCAGUGCCAGUCUCUAUGCGGAUCGAGUCCCACCUUCCAAGUCUGGGCAGCUUAAUGCAUCUGGGAAUCUGCCAGCAUUAAGUCAAGACUGAGCCCACAGGUGAAGAAUACUGGGGAAGGGAAAGAGGGCACAAACGAGAAGAAAAGUCAUGGCUGCUGUAAUCCUAGAAAGUAUCUUCCUGAAGCGAUCCCAGCAGAAAAAGAAGACCUCCCCUCUGAACUUCAAGAAACGACUCUUUCUCUUGACAGUUCAGAAACUCUCAUAUUAUGAAUAUGACUUCGAACGUGGGAGACGAGGAAGUAAGAAGGGUUCAGUAGAUGUUGAAAAGAUCACCUGUGUUGAAACAGUAGUUCCUGAAAAAAAUCCUCCCCCUGAGCGGCAGAUCCCGAGAAAGGGGGAAGAGGCCAGUGAGAUGGAACAGAUCUCUAUCAUUGAGAGGUUCCCCUACCCCUUUCAGGUGGUAUAUGACGAAGGCCCCCUGUAUGUCUUCUCCCCAACCGAAGAGCUGAGGAAGCGCUGGAUUCACCAGCUCAAAAACGUGAUCCGGUACAACAGUGACCUGGUGCAGAAAUACCAUCCUUGCUUCUGGAUUGAUGGACAGUAUCUGUGCUGCUCUCAGACAGCCAAAAAUGCCAUGGGCUGUCAAAUCCUGGAGAAUCGGAAUGGAAGCUUAAAACCAGGAAGCUCUCACCGGAAGACCAAAAAGCCUCUUCCUCCCACCCCCGAGGAAGACCAGAUUCUAAACAAGCCACUACCUCCUGAGCCAACAGGAGGCCCCAACUCCACAACGGAGCUCAAGAGAGUUGUUGCCCUUUAUGAUUAUAUGCCAAUGAAUGCAAAUGACCUGCGAUUACAGAAGGGUGAAGAGUAUUUUAUCCUGGAGGAGAGCACUUUGCCUUGGUGGAAAGCUCGAGAUAAAAAUGGACAGGAAGGUUACAUCCCUAACAACUAUGUCACGGAGGCGGAAGACUCCAUUGAGAUGUAUGAGUGGUAUUCCAAACAUAUGACCCGGAGCCAAGCAGAGCAAUUACUAAAGCAGGAGGGUAAAGAAGGUGGUUUCAUUGUCAGAGACUCCAGCAAAGCAGGAAAAUACACUGUGUCUGUGUUUACCAAAUCAGCUGGGGAUCCUCAAGGGGUGAUCCGCCAUUAUGUUGUGUGCUCCACCCCUCAGAGUCAAUACUAUCUAGCUGAGAAGCAUCUCUUCAGCACCAUUCCUGAACUCAUCAACUACCACCAGCACAACUCUGCAGGCCUCAUCUCCAGACUCAAGUAUCCAGUGUCUCAACAAAACAAGAACGCUCCCUCCACGGCAGGGCUGGGCUAUGGGUCUUGGGAGAUUGAUCCAAGGGACCUGACAUUCUUGAAGGAACUGGGGACUGGACAGUUUGGGGUGGUGAAGUAUGGGAAAUGGAGAGGCCAAUAUGACGUGGCCAUCAAGAUGAUCAGAGAAGGCUCCAUGUCAGAGGAUGAGUUCAUUGAGGAGGCCAAAGUCAUGAUGAACCUGUCACAUGAGAAACUGGUCCAGUUAUAUGGGGUCUGUACCAAGCAGCGUCCUAUCUUCAUCAUCACUGAGUACAUGGCCAACGGCUGCCUCCUGAACUACCUGAGGGAAAUGCGGCACCGCUUCCAGACCCCACAGUUGCUGGAGAUGUGCAGGGACGUGUGUGAGGCCAUGGACUACCUGGAAUCUAAGCAGUUCCUUCACCGGGAUCUAGCUGCUCGAAAUUGUUUGGUCAAUGACCAAGGGAUUGUCAAAGUGUCUGACUUCGGUCUCUCCAGGUAUGUCUUGGAUGAUGAAUAUACCAGCUCAGCAGGUUCCAAAUUUCCAGUUCGGUGGUCUCCACCAGAAGUCCUCAUGUACAGCAAGUUCAGUAGCAAAUCUGACAUCUGGGCUUUUGGGGUUUUGAUGUGGGAAAUUUACUCUCUGGGGAAGAUGCCGUAUGAGAGAUUUAGUAACAGUGAAACAGCAGAACACAUUGCCAAAGGCCUCCGUCUAUAUCGACCUCAGCUAGCUUCAGAACGAGUGUAUGCCAUCAUGUACAGUUGCUGGCAUGAGAAAGCAGAUGAACGCCCCACUUUCAGAUUUCUUCUGAGCAACAUUCUGGAUGUGAUGGAUGAAGAAUCCUAAGCCAUUCAACCGAAUAUCUCCCCUCCCUGCUCCAUUUGCUCACUUACUUUUCUCUCAAGAAAUCCCAGGCUUCCAGGCUCUGGGUGGGAAGGGGAAGGGAAAAGGGAGGGGAGGGGAGGGGAGGGGAGGGGAGGGGAGGGGAGGGGAGGGGAGGGGAGGAGGGAGGAAAAAAGCCUUUAUGCUCCUCCAGCCACACUAUCCAUCUGAGACUGGCUCACACCUUUGAUCCCCAGGGACCUUCUUUGGCCUGGGCAAAAGCUGAGGAAUAGUAGCCCCAUUCUUCACAAUAUGCUGUUGCCCCAAGACAGAAAAAUUCCUACUAGCAAUUAAGACCCAAUUUGUAAUGGAUGUAUGUGUGUGUGUGUGUGUGUGUGUGUGUGUGCGCGCGCGCGCGUGUGUGCACACACAUAUAUGCACAAACAGACCCUUUGGGGGGCCUUAAGUUGGCAGUAACAAGAGGUGGCCACAAUGACAGGCGUGGUUAGGGGACUGUUUUUGAUACAAUAAAACUGCUAGAAAAACCCCU